AUGUGGCAGCAAGGCUAUAAAAUCCCCGUUAUUGAGAACUUGGGUGCCACUCUGGACCAGUUCGAUGCAAUCGAUUUCUCUGACAAUGAGAUCCGUAAACUGGAUGGGUUCCCUCUGUUGAGAAGGCUGAAAACUCUUCUGAUGAAUAACAAUAGGAUUUGUCGGAUUGGUGAAAACCUUGAACAGGCUCUGCCCAGCCUGACAGAACUCAUUCUUACCAACAACAACAUUGCUGAAUUGGGUGAACUGGAUCCAUUAUCAACUAUUAAAUCAUUGACUUACCUGAGCAUUUUAAGGAAUCCUGUCACAAAUAAGAAGCAUUACAGAUUGUACGUAAUCCACAAAGUUCCCCAGGUCAGAGUGCUGGAUUUUCAAAAAGUGAAACUCAAAGAGCGACAGGAGGCAGAGAAAAUGUUCAAGGGGAAACGGGGUGCACAGCUUGCAAAGGAUAUUGCCAGGAGAACAAAAACCUUCAAUCCAGGUGCUGGUCUGCCAACUGACAAAAAGAAAGCCGGGCCCUCCCCAGGGGAUGUUGAGGCAAUUAAGACUGCUAUAGCAAAUGCCACAACUUUGGCUGAAGUGGAGCGACUGAAGGGCUUGCUACAGGCUGGUCAGAUUCCUGGCAGAGAACGAAAAGGCCCAUCGGAGGACGGCGAAGAGGAAAUGGAGGAGGACACGGUUCCCAACGGAUCCUGAGCCGAGGCCCGCGGUCGCUCCCCCGGAGCCCUUUCCUCUUGACCGGCUC
This is a messenger RNA of Egretta garzetta (little egret), 745 nucleotides long. It is a transcript of the gene SNRPA1, whose product is annotated as small nuclear ribonucleoprotein polypeptide A'. Gene Ontology annotation, cellular component: U2 snRNP. The transcript has 9 exons. NCBI's taxonomy places the organism in Eukaryota, Metazoa, Chordata, Aves, Pelecaniformes, Ardeidae. The coding region runs from base 1 to 696 and encodes 231 amino acids. The record is from RefSeq and is a predicted model, not a curated record. Gene Ontology annotation, molecular function: protein binding; U2 snRNA binding. Gene Ontology annotation, biological process: mRNA splicing, via spliceosome.